Chironomus riparius is the source of this 1526-nucleotide messenger RNA. The record is from the annotation of a GenBank genome assembly. NCBI's taxonomy places the organism in Eukaryota, Metazoa, Arthropoda, Insecta, Diptera, Chironomidae.
UAGAAAAUGAAUUUGAAUAUUUUCUUACUUGAUAAUUCACAAUAAAAAUUCACUACAAUAGUAAGUAAGUACUGACAGCAAGCUACUGACAGUCAGUUGGUUGUUUUGGAUGAAAAGUAAAGCACAUUAAGCUAAAUAAUAGUAAAUAAGAGUUAAAAUGAUAUUAAAUAGUGUAAAGAAAAUAGUGAUAACAGUGCUUGAUCAUGGAUUUUUGUAUUUUAUUAUAACUCCACUAAUUGUGAUACUCUGGUUCUCAUGUUGGAGUAUUAUGGAUUAUCUACUUACUGACUGCCAUAAUACAUCAGUUCUUGUGGCGUUUGGUGGACAAUUUUUAUUGCUGUUCUUUUACGAUGAAACUAAAAUGCUGUUAAAUAUGGAUAAUAAAAUAAUUUCAACUUUAGUUCCUCCAAUUUAUGGAAUAAUCUGCGGGAUCGUAAUGAUUUGUUUCUGGAGAUUUUCCUGGAUCUUUUUUGAUGAGAUUGUUAUGAAUGAUGAUACAUCCCUUGUUUUAAAUAUUGUACAAAACUCGCUAAUUUUAAUGGGCUUCAAAGUGUUUGUCAAUACAAUAUCAGUUCCUUUUAUUGCACGAUUCAACCCAAAUGAACCGAUGCCGCAAAGUAUAACGUACUUUGGAAAGAGUAAAGUCGAUGGGAUCUUUACGUUCGUCCAUGACUGCAUAUGCACAAUACUAAUAACUGGAUUAAUUGUGUUCAUUUGGCGUGAUUUGUGGAUGAUUGCAAAUUUGAAAAUCUAUCCAUACAAUGACUAUUAUUCAACAAUAGCUUCUUUGCUGAUUGGAUAUACUGUUGCUAUUAUAUGUUUCCUGAUUCAUCCAACAAUCAACUUUUUGUGCGAAAUGUUCAUUGAUUUUAAAGUGCUGUAUCGCAACAUUCAUGCUGGCUUUUGUCUAGUUGCCACAAUCAAUAUAUGGAGAGGCUACUGGAUGCUAUUCACAUUUUUAGCCAAUGGAAGCAUUUACAUUACCUCUACACUAUGUCUUUCAUCAUUGGCAUUAUUGAUUAUAAUGGGAAAUUCAGAUUGUUUGGCUUUUGCAGCACUUCUAACCGAUGGAAAUCGUAUCAGAUUUCAGCAUCACUACAUAUCAAGUCUUUUAAGUCCUAUAACAAUAACAGCUUCAAAUAGCACUCCUGAAAAUACAAAGGAACCUAACGUGUGAUACAGUUCGACAGCAUAAACUUUCUAGAUUAUCUCGAACACAUAGUUAUUACUUUGCAUCAACAGCAUUGUGGACAUAAUUUAAAUGUGUCCAAAAUUAAUUAAUGUGCUAUAAGACAAAGCAAUUGAAAAGGCUAAAAGCAACAGAUCGUGAUUUUUAAAGUUUUAAAUAAUAUUUAACAAAUCCUCAAUUUUAACUUAUUUUUUAAUGUCCGAGACAAAAGAAAGAAAGAUUUUAAACCAUUAAAUGUGCCUCAAAAUGUAGAUUAAGAUUCUUUUUAAAAUAAUUAUUCAUACACUAGUUAUAAAUUUUAAUAAAUCACGUCCAUAACUACUAUAUUUGAAGACAC